AUGAACUGGGUUGGUGGCUCCCGGAGCAGAAUCAUACUUAAACAGGAAAGGAGAAAGCAAAAGGAAUUCUUUGAAAAGAGAAAGCUUAGAUCAAAGAUGAAGCUCCUAGGAGUAUCAUCACCCCCAAAAAGUUCAACAGUCAGUUUAGAUCUCCUCAACCUGUAUGUUGUUAAUCAGAUAUCCACCAAGAAAGACUCUGCUGACAGAGUGAGAAAACCAGUCCAUGUGGAUCUGAACAAGGGGCUAAAAACUCGUACAAGGAGACAGAAUAUUGAACUUCCCAUGUCACCACAAUGUACAUCAUCUAAAAUAGACCUAGAUGACAUCCAGAACAGAAUACAACAACAAGUAUUAGAGAACAGAAGAAAGCAUCUCACAGAUAAGAUAAAAUACCAACCUCAGUUAUCACAAGUUAUGGAAUCAACUUGCACAGAUGCUAGUCUUGAACAUCUGAACAAUCUAGCAGCAGACUGUAAUUCCUAUCCAGUGUCCUCUUCAGUUUCCUGGUCUUCUAAUUACAAACAAUCUCCAGAACAAAAUUUCAGAACGAACCUAGCAUGCAGUCCUUGGAAAGUGGUCUACGAAGAGGAGAAGCAGAGCAAACAGUUUCUACCAUUUUCUCAGCCAGGAAAUAUUCUCUCUCAAGACUCUUGGUUUUCAAAAUACCAAAACAGUCCAGACUAUAUAAACUCUGUUGGUAAUACUCCAGCUUUAAUUACCGGUAAAGAUUCUGGAAGCAACAACAGAAUAAAAGAGCCAUUAUUUGGUAUUGUGAACGAAACAGCAGCAAACAACACUCACGAUGAAAAUGGUCUAGCAUUGUCUGAAGAUGAGAGACCACUGAUUCAUGAUAUUCCUUCCGUGGAAUAUUGUGGUCCUUUUGUUAACCAAGCCAGUAUCAGCCAGUUAUUUACAGAUCCGGAUGAUAUGAAUGAAAUAUCCAGCAGAUGUAGCCCUUAUAAAAAAGAAACUUAUAACAUGACUAAAUGUACUGAAAGGUAUACUGUAGACAGAUGCCUUAAAGGGAUUUUCACUGUUCCAGAGCAGACUUUAUUUAAAAGUAAGAAUAUUUCAAGUGCAAGCCAUAAAGAAAAUAAACAGCCUAAUAAAAGCCACUUGAAAGAAUACCCUGAUGGACAUUAUUACAUUAUAUCUUCUGAAAACCAAGAAAAUCCUUCAAAAUAUGAAAGAACAGACACUGAAUCAUCACUGAGCAGUCAGUCCCCCAGUUACUCUCCAAAGCAAACAGACAGUUGUUUCUGCACUAGUUCCGAGAUGUCUGAGGAGGACGAUCUAGCUGAAAAGUGUCUUUCUGACAGCUCCUUUCAAGUAAACAGUGCCAAUCCCGCUGCACCUCCAACAAGCAAAGGACCACAACAUACCUUUGGCACAGAAAGUUUGCUUUUCCCUCCCGGCACUAGUGUUGCUAUGAAAGAAGCCAACACUCCUCGACAAAAAGAGCCCAGUUUACAAGCAACAGAGGAGGAAAAUAAAGACCAGGCUGUUCAACCUCAGCCCAACUCAUCACACAUAUCAUUUAAAAGGAAGAAUAUUAAUCAUAGAGAAAGAUGUGAUGCUUGGUCACAAACUGAGAUCUCUACUGUAAGGGUAGAAAAAAUAAAUGCUGCCAUACAAUGUGAUAUAAUACAGGCAUGUUGCUGUAUAAAUCAUCUUUCCUCUGUCCACAGCGGUGAACUACUAACUAAUGUUAGUAAAGCAGAUACCACUGGAGGGCAGGAAAUUACAGCAGAUGAGGCAUUUCAGUCUUCAAGUACAGACAAUGCAACAAUUAUUGCAGAAUUUCCUCCUGCAACUGAGUAUCUGACAUUGCCUGACAAGAUGACUGUAGAUGUGCUGAACUACAUUAACAUAAUGAAAAAGAGAGAAGAGAACAACUGA
Gopherus evgoodei (Goodes thornscrub tortoise) is the source of this 1899-nucleotide messenger RNA. RefSeq names its product chromosome 1 C12orf40 homolog (gene REDIC1). The transcript is spliced from 10 exons. NCBI's taxonomy places the organism in Eukaryota, Metazoa, Chordata, Testudines, Testudinidae. The coding region runs from base 1 to 1899 and encodes 632 amino acids. The record is from RefSeq and is a predicted model, not a curated record.